AUGUCAAAAUAUAGUGAGAGUCCCGAUGCCCAUAGCAGCAACGGAGUAAAUAAGAAUAGUCCGACAGAUAAACCUAGGAAGAAAAAGAGAACGCUAGGCAGCUUUCCAUGUCCAGAUUGUGAUAAGGUAUUUACAAGAUCGGAUCAUCUAGCACGGCAUCAUUUGAAUCAUGAACCAAAAGAGCUAUUUGAAUGUGAAGCUAUUAUCGAAGACUACGGAGGUAACAAGAGAAAAUGUGGUAAGACAUUUGUUCGUAAGGACUUGAAAGAACGCCAUGCUAAAAGACACCUGGAACUUGCUAAUAAAAACUAUCCAAAAAGUGUCAGAUCUAGUUUUUCCAAUCCAUCGAAAAGCAGUGUCUCGCCUCAGGCUUCGCCUGGGGAAUCACCUAUCAUACUUCCUAACUACCAGACACAGUCUCCAUUGCAAAUAUCUAAUUUGAUACAUGGCGUCAAUCAUGCAGAACAUACACAUAAUGGAACGGGUUCUCAUUUACCGCCUGUCAAUAGCUCAUUAAACAAUACAAUAGGCAAUCAGGUUCCCAUAAAUCCCAUUAAAGAUGCAAGAUUCCCUCAACAAGAACCGAGGAAUUUUAAUGGAAGACCACCGUAUAUCCAUCCUCAGAACAAUGCGAUGGCUUCUCAUAUACAAGAUAUGUACGCCGAUCAGUAUAAAGUACCCAAUUUUGGUAAUAAUAUACCUCAGUCACAAAAUGAUAUUUUAUCGUGGUUGUUUACUGAAUCACCCGAAAAUAUGAUCGUUACACCAGGAUCAGAAAAUAUGAAGCGGGAAAGCUUGAAAGGUGUCAACCAAAUUGACCCAAGCCCGAACAAUAUUCAUUCUCAAGUUCAUCUUAAUUCAGGCCCGGUAUUUGAUAAUACUGUAAAGGGCCAUAUUCCUUCUCCAUAUAGUGGCUCGCAAUUUUCUCCUAUUGGUGACCACAUACAACAACAGCAUAUUCAACAACAACAAAUAAAUAAUCAACAUAUACAACAUCAAGUACCACAACCGCAUGUCCCUCAGCAGCAAGUUCCUCAGCAAGAUAACCAGUAUAAGGAAGAAGUGUUGGCUCCAUUUUAUCAUAAUGAUUAUCAAAAUCCACAAGCCAAUAUUCAAUCGAUGAAUAAUUAUGGAAUGCAAGACGUAAAUAUAUUUUCGAACGAUGAUAACCCUCUAGACGAAGUUUUCUUAAGAAAUUACCAAGCUCAGUCAGUUAACGGAAGCGAGCCAUUGUUAUCGGGAUUAAAUUAUAAGUUUAAUAUGAGUUCAACAGGAUCCUCUAAUUCGCCUACCACUACUAAUGAAUCCACAUCUCCAGUGUUAACGAGUGACCUACAGAACAGCCCAAUUUCAGGGGACCAGAAUAGGAAAUCUACAGUUGCAUCUUUGCAAAAGUUCUUGAUGCCAGACAAAAAUAAUAUUGAAAAGAACAAGCAUAUUUUCAUUAAUUCCCUCCUUGUCGAUAAAUUAAUAAAGUCUUUACCCACCGUUUCAAGGAAGAUGAUUGAUGAAAUUUUUGAACAGUCAGACACUGGUAAUGAAGAUUAUAGUAUAGAGAAUAGGUUUUCUUAUUAUCUAUCUACCUAUUGGUCUAUUUUCCACCCCCAGUUUACAAUUCUUCAUAGACCAUCCUUUGAUACAAAGACAGCUGAGCCCCUAUUACUUUUGCCCAUGAUUAUAGUUGGCUGUAAUUAUUGCACGUCAUCAGAUAAAUCAAACGAUAAACAACGAAGAAGAAAGAAGUCUCCUGAGUUCAAGUUUUGCCUUAGUAUUGCCACCCCUUUGAGAUUCAUGAUCUUUCAACAUGAAGAUUUUAAAUCACCUGUCAAGGUAUGGAUUUUGCAAAGUUUGAAUAUAUUGGAGUGGUGUGAAAAAAACUUUCUUCUGAGAAGAUUGCACGAGAGAGGGCAUAUACAUCAUGGAACCACCGUACAGCUAUUGCGAAGAUCGCCUUUGUUGGGUGGGAAUCCAGCAACCACUACUAAGAAAACAAAUCUGACAAGCGGUUCCAACACCAGCGCGGAUGAAUCUGAUACACCAAAUGAUAUGUCAGUAGAUAAUAAUGAUACUACGGAUUAUGAUUUAUUUGUGAAAUGGGUGGAAUCCGAAUCAAUGAAAAGGAUUACAUUUAUGACAUUCUAUUUGGACAUUAUUGAUUACAUUAAGUUCCGCCAUAAUCCUCAAAUUAUGUUCUAUCAAUUACAACUUCUAAAUUUACCAUGUGAUGAUGAUCAUCUUUGGGAAUCCACAGAAGUGAAUGGAUCCUUUAGAAAAAUUGUGAAGAGACAGAAAAAGUUACAGAAACCAAAUCAAGACCGACAAAAUGGAGAUCUAUUGAAGAAAAGAAAAGAUCUGAAUAACAAUUACCCUCUAAAGAUAAGGAAUGGGGAAAGCUUUUUAAAUGUCCUUAAGAAAUUGUUGAAGCCAUAUAAAACGCCGUCUAGCCAAGAAAAUAAAGCUGAACUCAAGUUAUCGCUCUUCACAAGGAAGGUUCUAUUUGCUGGGUUAUUUUCGAUCAUGUAUCAAAUGCAGCAAACUGAUUUACAAAAUAGCUCGUCUUUGUUAACUAAUAUUAAUGGAAAUAAUAAAUCCCAAGGAUUUGUAUUAUGGAAAGAAGUAUUGUCCAAGGCUUUUGAUAAUUGGCAUCUUGAAAUCAAUGGCAACUGUUGUUCAGAGGUCUUCAAGACUCCAUCAAAUACUCUGGACUGUAUUAUUAAAUCACAGUGUCAAUUUCCAAUGUAUCAUUUAACUCAGAUAAUAGGCAUGGCUGAUAUCAAUCAUUACGAUAUAGCAAUAUUUGGUGGGUCUCCAGCAAAUAUGAGUGUAAGUGCUACAAUGAAAGAUCAUGCCAUUGUUCAGAAUAAACUCAAUAGCAUUUGGUUAAAGAAUCCCCAAACCAAGAGAUCAACUAUUGAUUUAGUAAACUUAAAGAGUAUUAUCCAUUGUUAUUUGUUAUUGUGGGAAUUGAUGUUAAAACCAUUGAAUGUGAAUGAGAAAACUUCUAACGUUGAAUUCAUAGAUUGGAACGUGGACGACGAUUAUUUUGAUGGCAUGUAUGCAGUGGGGAUUGCAACAUUAGUAUUAUGGAGUUUCGCUUUUUCAACCUGUGGAAUAGAGUCCCAAAGGUUUAUUGAAUUAGAUGAUUUGAAGAAGGUUUCAAGUGAAAGAUACGAAGAUUUAGUAGAGUUAAGUGCGGAAGGAUGUUACGAAUACUUGCAACGGAUUAGACAAGAAUUUUUGACCAAUUUGAGAAAGGAUAAUCUACAUAACGAAUAUAGCAUCCAUCCAUUUAAAUUAAACAACAGAUUACAUGCUCCGCAUGAAAUCAUUAGCAAAUACUGUGAUUUAUUACCAUUUAUAAGUAACAAGCAAAAUAUUAGUGGGUUGUGCUUCUUAGUUGGCACAAAAUUGUUGAGUAGUCAAUGGGAUAUAAUUAGGGAAAACGGAAAGUUGAUAUUAAAUUGUGGGUUCAGAUCACUUGGAAAAAGGAAUAUUCUUUGUUUAGACCUAUUUGACGAAUUGUCUGAUUGA
Molecule: messenger RNA, 3531 nt
Organism: Debaryomyces hansenii CBS767
Lineage: Eukaryota; Fungi; Ascomycota; Pichiomycetes; Serinales; Debaryomycetaceae
Exons: 1
Coding region: 1-3531 (1176 amino acids)
Biological process (GO): DNA-templated transcription; regulation of transcription by RNA polymerase II
Cellular component (GO): chromatin
Molecular function (GO): RNA polymerase II cis-regulatory region sequence-specific DNA binding; zinc ion binding; DNA-binding transcription factor activity, RNA polymerase II-specific
Source: RefSeq, a predicted model, not a curated record